This is a messenger RNA of Drosophila kikkawai, 3239 nucleotides long. It is a transcript of the gene Shark, whose product is annotated as SH2 ankyrin repeat kinase. Gene Ontology annotation, biological process: protein phosphorylation. The record is from RefSeq and is a predicted model, not a curated record. Gene Ontology annotation, molecular function: ATP binding; protein tyrosine kinase activity; protein binding. NCBI's taxonomy places the organism in Eukaryota, Metazoa, Arthropoda, Insecta, Diptera, Drosophilidae.
CAACGGCCACACUGCACGCGCAGUAAACCCAAAAGAUAUCUCGGAAUUAACAAAUAGUCGAGAAUUUCAAACAAAUGGGCCAACAAUGAGUCGCGAUUCUGAUCCUAUGAAGUGGUACCACGGCAGCCUGUCCCGCGAGGCAGCCGACGAUCUGCUCAAGCAAGGUUACGAGGACGGAACGUUCCUGGUCCGGGAGAGCAGCACGGCGGCUGGUGACUUUGUGCUGAGCCUACUGUGCCAGGAGGAGGUGUGCCACUACCAGGUGCGGCGACACGGCGGGGAGGAUGCCUUCUUCUCCAUCGACGACAAGGUGCAGACAAAGAUUCUGCAUGGCCUGGACACACUGGUCGACUACUACCAACAGGCGGCCAAUGGGCUGCCCACCAAGCUGACAGUGCCUUUAAUACGAGACCCGCCACCGCACAACACCCGCAGCCAUGGAGUGACCAAUCUGCUGCACCGUGCCACCGCCAAGAACGAGAGCAAGGUGGUCUUCGAGCUGCUCAAGUGUGGCUACCGCAACUUUGACGCCAAGAACCAGGAUGGCCAGACGGCUUUGCAUUUGGCGGCCCUCUACUCGGACGAGGACAUCCUGAAGCACCUGCUCAAUGCCAAGGUCCAAGUCAAUAGCUCCGACUCCUUUGGCUGCCAGCCCCUGCACUACGCAGCUCGCUCUAAGCCGGCCAGCUUUAUACGCACCCUUAUCGCCGCUCAGGCCAAUGUCCAGGGCAGGAAUAUAGAAAACGGCUAUGUGCCGCUGCAUGAGGCAGCCAAGCACGGCAACCUGGAGGCUGUACAGGAGCUGCUAUUAGCCGAGGCUCCGCCGCUGCCAAGGACUAGCUCGGGUGAAUUCCCCUUUGAUCUGGCCAAGGAGGCGGGUCAAACUUCUGUGGAAGAGUUCCUAAUGAACUACAAGCUUCCACCGGCAAGUACCACCAGGGAGCAGUGGUACCACGGCACCCUGACCCGAGACGAGGCCGUUGCCAUACUCAAAAAGCAUGCCCAGGAGCUGCUGGCGAGCCAACCCCAACUGGACACCUCUGGAUGCUUUUUGGUUCGCUACUCUGAGUCACCGGCGGCCUCCGGAUUGGUUCUAACCCUGCUCAGCAGCGACCAAAUGGUCAAGAACUUUCGUAUCUCGCAGGCAGAUCUCUACCAGAACGGUGUCAAAUUGCAGUCUGGAGGGUCCAAGUUUCUGUACAUCGAUGACGGUCCCUAUUGGCCCAGCCUGGAGCAUUUGAUAUCGCACUUUAUGCGCUUCUCCUACGGACUGCCAGUGAGCCUCAAGUUUCCCGUGCCGCCGCAGCCCAAGCCGGAGGUGCCCUCGUUUGCCACCAUACCACGCUCCUCGGUGAAGCCAAGAACCACACCGCCAGCAACGCCACCAACGCCCGUGUCUCCCCACGCCCAUUCCCCCCAUCAUCAUGGUCAUCCGCAUGUGCCCGCCCUGACCAUAGCUAAAAAGAAGCAGAAGGAGAACAGCAGCUCCAUGUUCAACACCCUGCGCCUGACCAGCCCCAAGAAGGCGCUCUUCGACAUGAACAGCCUGCGCAAGAGCAAGUCCAAGGGCAAGCGUAGCGAAUCCGAGAGCAGCGUGAGUGGAUCUCUGGCCAGGACGGAGCAAGAGCUGCAGGCAGCUGCUCCCAUGCUGAAAAGCCUAUCAUUUUCCACGGAAUUCUCCACUUUCAAUGCGGACGGCGGCCUGGUAGUGGCUCCGGCCAGCGGGGAGCUGUACAACGUGCCCAGGAACAACACACCCAUCGAGAUGGACCUGCCGCCCAUUGCCCAAAAGACUGAAGCCGAAGUUGAGUAUUUCACCAAGAGCGAUGUCGCCAUUGAGCGUGAGCGCGCUGUCCAGAGUGGUGGCGUCAAUGGGUAUCAGCCCACAGUGGACGUACUCUCGGUUUGGGAUCAGCAGAUGAUCAAGCCUCCAGCUGCAGCGCGGCUUAACUCGCUCAUUUCCACAGGCUCCACGGAGAGUGAGAUGGCCAGUUAUCUGCAGAGAAAGUGCAGUGGUACCCCGACCACGCCCACAUCCAGCGCCUUGGAGGCGGCCAAGCUGAGGUUCUUCAUAGAACCAGAGAAUCUGGUCUUGGAGAGCGAGAUUGGCCACGGCGAGUUUGGAUCCGUGCACAGCGGUUGGCUGAUGAGGAAGAGCGCUGCUUCUGGCGAGGAGACACGUGUGGAAGUGGCCAUAAAGAUGCUCAGCGACGAGCACAGCAACAAGCAGGAGUUUCUGCGCGAGGCCUCCGUGAUGAUGCGGCUGGAGCACAAGUGCAUUGUUCGUCUGAUAGGAAUCUCCAAGGGCGAGAUGCUGAUGAUGGUGCAAGAGUUGGCUCCACUGGGCUCAAUGCUGCAGUAUAUCCUGGAUCAUGGUGCCGAGAUCAGCGCCAAUUCGGAGCUUAAAGUCUGGGCAUCCCAGGUGGCGUGUGGCAUGCACUAUCUGGAAUCUCAGCAUUUUGUGCACCGGGACUUGGCCGCCAGGAACAUACUGCUGACCGCCCGGCAGCAGGCCAAGAUCAGUGACUUUGGCAUGUCACGAUCACUGAGGCCCGGCAGCACCGAGUACCAAUUCACCCAAGGCGGCCGCUGGCCCAUCCGCUGGUAUGCCCCGGAGAGCUUUAACCUGGGCAUCUUCUCGCACGCCAGCGAUGUGUGGUCUUUUGGCGUGACCAUUUGGGAGAUGUUUGCGCUUGGAGCUCCGCCAUACGGGGAAAUAUCCAAUGUGGAUGCCAUUAAGCUGGUGGACAGUGGCGAGCGACUGCCGCAGCCGAGUCUGUGUCCAGCCUACAUCUAUGCGGUGAUGCAGAGCUGCUGGAAGGAGCGGCCGAAAGACCGGCCCACCUUUGCGUAUCUCAUGGAGUUCUUUGCCCGCGAUCCAGAUUACCAGAACCUGCCGGAAUUGGUGCAAACGGUUCACAUCUAAGCUUGUUCCCUGUCCGUUUCCCCCGAGUGCAAUUAUCACGUUUAGAAUGGCUCUAUUCUAUUCCGAUUUGUGUCGUAUUAAAGGGACUCGCAGAUCACACUUGUUAUGUAUACCCCGUGUCCUAGUAUUCAGCGAGUCCCUCCAAACAUUUUUAUAGUCUGUAAUCUACAUUAUAUAUACAUAUACAAAUUUGUGUCAAAAGAUAGCCAAGAAUUGUGCCUUAAAUCGAGUUUACUUUGUAUUCAUGUUUACAAAUCCGUUUUGUUUUUAUUAUUGGUUAAUCGAAAUAAAAAUCAGUCUCUUUUUUAAACGA